UGAUUUGAAGGAAGAAGACAUAAACGAAAUACCACCUCUAUCAUCCAAACCUGAAAACAAUGCCAUGUGCCUGGAAGAUGCAACAGAAUAUACUAAAAUAUAUUUUGAUAUUGAAGCUACAGGUCUCAACACAUUUUUUUAAUGCGGCAACAGGACUUUGGGAUUUCCCAAGUUUGAGUGAGCACAGACCCAAGGAGGAGGAUGAUCCAGCCUUACAACGAGCAAUUAAAAAAAGAUUAGCUGUAUUUGAUGGUGCAGAAGGAAUUGUUCGAGACACUAAAGGGUAUUUGACCGGAAACAAUCCACUUGUACUCUUUCCUCCUGUACUAGAAGAUGGAUGUCUUUGUGGGGCUGGCUACUCUGAUGAUGACCAUCCAAAUGGGGUAUUGACCGAUGUGAAGUACAGGACAGUGGUGUAUUUGACUAACGGACCAGCUAGAUUUGAAGUAUUUGGUAGGAAUUGCUUGGCAGGAAAUGCAGACUGCCAAGUUCAAUAUGUUGGAUCUUCAGACAGCCUCCAUUUUCUUUCAAAGGAAACUGCUGCAGGAGAUGAGAUUGGCUGGGAUUUUGUAGAUCAUGCAUUGAACUCUCAUGUCACUUUCAGUGCAUAUUGCAAAAUCAUGAGCAAAAAAUACAGGAGAAAUUUUCUUAAUUCAGCUAAAUUUAUGUCCCCUCAAACAUUCAUUACUUGGUGGUUUUCAUGGAGUAGUAAAUUUAAGACUGAUUUCAGAAAGCCUUGCUCUAUCUGCAAAUACAACCCAAAAUUCUUAGCAUGUGAUGGCACUAAAAUUGGUAUUAGCUUUAAAAAUGCAGAUACAGAUCCAAUAGAAAAACCAACUUCAACAGAAAAAGUUGACCCAUGUCAUAGAAGAAAUGAUCGUUGUUUCUUUAAUUUCAACAGCCAAGAACAACAGGAUGGUAUUAUAAGAAAAUGCAGAGAUCACCUUGCAUACACAUCAAAAAAAGCACUUGGACAAUUAAAUCAGGCAUUAGAAUUUGAAGAAGAACUCAAUAGAAAUACACUCCUUAUUAGUCCCCUACUGACGAAGUCAAAGGGGACUUUAGGUUUGCACUCUGUCCGUCUGUCCGUCCGUCUGUCCAUCCGUCAAUCCAGCAAAUCAGCUUUCCACACUUUUUUUCUUCGUUCUUGAAGAUAUUGUUUGAUAUUUGGUAUAUAAGUUUUGCCAUGACAAGUUAUAGAUCAAGUUCGAAUUUUGUUCCUGUCUGAUGAUUUAGUCCAGAGUUAUGGACCAUAACUCUGGACCAUAUCUAAUGUUAGAGUACUAUGUUAAACCAUAUUUCUGUAUAAAGGGAGAUAACUCAUUUUUUAAAAGACAUUCUUUGGUUAAUUAUUUGAAGAAUUUUUUGGCAGGUUUGAUUGUUAUUUUGUAUAAACUAAUUUUCUGAAUGCUAUAUAUAUAUAAAAAAAAUUAUGAAGUGAAAUCCUUUAAUUAGAUAAUAAUCUAUUUUUAUUAAUUACAAACGAAAGUGAACCAACGCCUGGUGAGUCUGUAGUGAGUUAGAGUCCCUGAAGUGGAUACCUCGGGUAUGCAGGGUCGUUAUGAUGAAACACAAUAAUGUAGAAAGUCUUAUAACAACAACACUGGAGGGACUGCUGCAGAAAAUUUAUUGAUCGACAUGUUUCGGUGCCUAGGGCACCGUCAUCAGGAUACAAAUAAUACAUUGAACAUACUUAAGUGUACAAUCGGGUUGUCUUGUGACAACGUCAUAGUAUAGUAGUUGUUAUGAAAGGGAGGUAAUAGUGAAAGUAUAAAUAGAAAAUGUAUAUAAAUAGAUUGUCAACAUGAAAAUGAAAGUAAAUUAAAAUUGUUUGUAUAUCAA
Molecule: messenger RNA, 1842 nt
Organism: Mytilus californianus (California mussel)
Lineage: Eukaryota; Metazoa; Mollusca; Bivalvia; Mytilida; Mytilidae
Exons: 4
Coding region: 60-1151 (363 amino acids)
Source: RefSeq, a predicted model, not a curated record